Naegleria lovaniensis is the source of this 2673-nucleotide messenger RNA. RefSeq lists its product as uncharacterized. Gene Ontology annotation, molecular function: voltage-gated chloride channel activity. NCBI's taxonomy places the organism in Eukaryota, Heterolobosea, Eutetramitea, Acrasida, Naegleriidae. Gene Ontology annotation, cellular component: membrane. Gene Ontology annotation, biological process: chloride transport; transmembrane transport. The record is from RefSeq and is a predicted model, not a curated record. The transcript is spliced from 4 exons. Bases 1 to 2673 code for a protein of 890 amino acids.
AUGUUAGACGAAACUGAAAAGCCUUCAACACUAUCCACUUUACCAAACAACAAGCCAAUUUUGAAAUCUUCUUCGCAACUACUCACCCAACGAAAGAAGAGUAAGAAGGAAGAAUUGUCCACAGUUUCCUAUUCUUCGAAUGCAAAAAGUUUACACACAAUGGAUGUGCUCCGAUUAUUGAGAGAGUCAUCCGAUGUGGAAAAUAGAAUUCGAAAAAAUCAUAGAAUUUUGGAGAGAACUUCGUUUUUUGGUGGUUUUUCUGAAAUGGAAUUUGUUUGGACCUUUUUAACUGUUUUAGGAGUUUUGGGAGGAAUGAUUGGAUUUUGUUUGGACACUUUGGUAGACUAUAUCUUUAUUGGAAGAGAUUCAAUGAUAGAAGGGAUGGUUGGUGCAUCUCCUUCAUUGAAAAUGUUUGUCUGGAUUUUAUAUAACUUGGCAUUUGUGAUUUUUUCAGUAUUACUGACACUAUGGGUCUCUCCAAUUGCUGAAGGAAGUGGAAUCCCUUCUGUGAAAGCUAUUUUGACUGGUGUGGAUAGCUUGAAGGAACCGCUUAGUUUUAAAAAUCUCUUGAUAAAAGUUAUAGGAGUACCGUGUGUGGUGGGAUCAGGAUUGUUUUCUGGAAAAGUGGGUGGUAUGAUUGCCAUUGGUGCAGCUCUAGCAGACAACCUUUUGAAACUGAAACCUUUUCGUGCCAUGAGAAAGAAUAAGACUCUUCGUGUACAAUUAAUUGGUUGUGGAUGUGCUCUUGGAGUUGGAGCAGUUUUUGGAACACCUGCCGGUGGUGUCUUGUUUGCACUGGAAGCAGUCGGAACGUACUAUAGCUUGCGUAACUACUUGAAGAAUUUUUAUGUAGCACUCAUUGCUGCCUAUGUCUCACGUCUUUUGCACUCCUGGCACGAAUAUUCAAUUUUACUAGUGCCUGUUUAUAAUGUUAAUUUGGAUGUACCAUCAUUCACUGUGAUGGACUUCCUUUCUCUUGGAUUUUUAGGAAUUGUUAUGGGACUUUUAGGAGUGUUGUUUACAUUUUUGAAUGAGAAAUUGUUAUGGCUUCGAAACAAAAUUGGUCGAAGAUAUUUCCUCUUCUUUAGAAGAAAACAUUUCAACAUGGAAGACCAAAGAGCAAGCUCAGAUUCCUCAAAUAUCCGCUUACCUUUGUUCAAACUCAAUUUUUAUGUGAUUGGAAAAUUCAUGUCACUCUCCCCAGGAACACUCAUUGAAGACUUGAUGUUGAACAAGCCCUUACUAAAAGAAAACGGAGCCCAAGGAGAAUGGAUUCCUGCAGCACUCUCUGAUAAAAUCAGUGAGGCCAGUAUGGACACAAUGCCUUUCGAGUACUAUGCUGAAGUAUUCAAGAAUUUGGCGCUUUUCAUUCUCGUUCGUGUGAUUCUUACGCCACUCUCUGUCUCGUUACCACUUCCAACAUGUAUCUAUGUCACAUUACUGAUUAUGGGUGCAGGUAUUGGAAGAUUUUGGGGAGAAUUGCUGGCCUUUGCACUUCCCGAUGGAUGGUCAGCCAUUGCUGAUACAGAAAAGGCCUAUUCUUAUAUUCGCCCAGGAGCCUACGCACUCGUUGGUGGUUUGGCACUUUCUGCAAGCGCCACACAAGCAUUCAGUACUGUCUUUAUGUUUUUAGAAAUUGCUGGAAUGGGUGUUCACUGGCCUGCAUGUUUGGCUAGCUUGGUUGCUGUGAAAAUUUCAAGAGCCCUUUACUACUCUGCCUAUGACGCUCAAAUUAAGCUGAGAGGAUGGCCAGCUCUAUUAGAAACAAAAACUGACAGCGAAGACAUGAAAGUUAGAGAUAUUAUGACCAAUGUGGAGAAGAUGAUUAUUUUGGAGGAAAAAACGACUUUUAACGAGUUGGAAGAAAUAUUCGAAUCGAAAGAUACCAUCCCUAAGACUUUCCCAGUUGUUAACACGAAAAAGGAUUUAGUAUUACUUGGUGUUGUGAGCGUCAUUCAAUUGAGAACACUAUACGACACAAAGAAGGAAGAAUUAGCUUCAAUAAUUCUUCAAUUAGAAGCACAAAGGCAAAAGGAGCUGCAAAAAGCGAACCAUCAAAACAACAACAGCACUGCUGUGGUCACUGAACAACAAGUGCCUUCAUCAUCUACGACCAUAGAUUUUGAUAAUUUACCCGAAUUAUCUCUUGACGAGAUCAAACAAGGUAUUGGCAAGCCUGUGACCACUUCAAACUACUUUUAUGACAUUUUCGAUGAAUUUAUCGGAUUUAAGGAUUAUGUUGGACAAGCUGAAAAUAUCGAACAAGCUCAUGAAGAAGAAGAGGGCAAUGAAAUUUUCCAAAAAAUUGAACAAAUGACAGGUAUCGAUGCAUUGAACAAGACUCCCUUGAUGGAUGAGCAAGGAAAUACUGUCAGCAGCUCUCAAUCCGUAGAUAGCAUUGAACUAGAAGAAUCUGCACCUGAAAUGGAAGCCGUUCAAGAAAAGAAGAAACAACCCAUCCGAUUAGAUUAUGACACUUGUCAAAUUAGCAUUGCUGAAGAUACACCUGCUAUUAUUGCUCACUUGUUGUUCUCUCAACUGAGAUUAGAUGACGUAUUUGUGUUGUGGAAUGGUAGAGUCAUUGGUCAACUGCAUCGUGAAGUAUUAAUUAAGGGUAUUUCUGAAAAGAAGAAUUUAUUCUCAAAAAUUUCAGAAAUGAAAAAGACCAAGUAG